Messenger RNA from Musca vetustissima, 1596 nucleotides. Its product is annotated as membrane-bound alkaline phosphatase-like. The coding region runs from base 1 to 1596 and encodes 531 amino acids. The record is from RefSeq and is a predicted model, not a curated record. NCBI's taxonomy places the organism in Eukaryota, Metazoa, Arthropoda, Insecta, Diptera, Muscidae. Gene Ontology annotation, molecular function: alkaline phosphatase activity. The transcript has 2 exons. Gene Ontology annotation, biological process: dephosphorylation.
AUGUGUCGGUUGGCAGGUGUUCGCCAAUUAGCCAUUUGGCUAAUCAUUUCAGUGAUAUUGGUACAAAAUAUUCAUGCUCUACCAAGAUGCCAGGCGGACGAUGAAGAAUGUAAAGAUCGCAAUAUGCAUCCGGAUUUGCCUGAAUCUGCUCAGUUGGGUGGAAAACGUGCUGUGACUGGAGAAGAUACCAACGAUUAUUGGCGUAAUUUGAGCAAACAACACAUUGAGAAGAAAUUAUCGCAAACCUUCAAUCAGAAUCGUGCCAAAAAUGUGAUCAUGUUUUUGGGUGAUGGUAUGGGCCUGACCACGGUGGCUGCAGCUCGCAAUCUAUUGGGUGGUGAGGAGAAACAAUUGUCCUUUAAUGACUUCCCUUAUACUGGCCUUUCGAAGACUUAUUCUGUGGAUAAAAUUGUACCCGAUUCCGCCUGUACUGCUACGGCGUAUUUGUGUGGUGUCAAGGCCCAAGAAGGUACCAUUGGCGUCAAUGGUGAUGUGGAAUAUGGCAGCUGUGAAAAGGGUCAAGAUAAGAGCAAAUGGGUAUAUUCCAUUGGUAAAUGGGCUCAGGAUGUUGGCAAAAGUACUGGUGUUGUGACCACCACACGCAUUACCCAUGCCUCACCUUCGGGUGUUUAUGCCCACAUUGCCCAUCGUGAUUGGGAAAAUGAUCAAGAAGUGAAGGAGGCUUGCGGUGCUGGCAAGGAUAUCGAGGAUAUUGCCUAUCAGCUAAUAAAUGGCGAAGUUGGUAGUAAAUUGAAUUUCGUUAUGGGUGGUGGUAAAAAACAUUUCAUCGAUUCGAAACUCUAUGACAAUGGUCGCCGUGGUGAUGGUCUGAAUCUCGUGGAACAAUAUAAAAAUCAAGCUGGAUCGCGUAAUCUCUAUGUUGAGACACGUGAUGAAUUAAUGGCGGCCGAUUUGAAGAGUUACGAUCGUGUAUUUGGUCUAUACCAAGAUGAUCAUAUGUUGUAUCAUUUGGAAACGAAUGAGACCACCAAUCAACCGACAUUGGAGGAGAUGACCCGCAAGGCCAUUGAAUUUUUAUCACAAAAUGAACAGGGCUACUUCAUUUUCAUUGAGGGUGGACGCAUCGAUUUGGCCCAUCAUCAGAAUUAUGCACGUAUGGCGUUGGAUGAGACUGUGGAAUUUUCCAAAGCCAUUGCUGCCGCCCGGGAAUUGACAAGUGAGGAAGACACCUUGAUUGUGGUUACUGCCGAUCAUUCACAUUCAUUUUCCUAUAAUGGAUAUCCGCGUCGUGGCAAUGAUGUCUUCGGCAAGACACCCAACACUCCCGACGACAUGAUGCCCUAUAUGACCUUGAGUUAUGCCAAUGGCCCCAGUUAUGAACAGUUCUUUGAUGUUGAGAAGGGUGAACGCGUCGAUCCCACAACUGUAAUAAAGGGAGAUCGUUAUGAUCGUUUCCCCUCCACCUUGCCUCUGGAAGAUGAGACCCAUGGUGGUGAAGAUGUUGGCGUGUAUGCUUCGGGUCCAUGGUCACAUUUGUUUACCGGUGUCUAUGAACAAAAUGCCAUACCACAUAUGAUGGGUUAUGCUGCCUGUUUGGGUUCCGGUUUUACUGUAUGUAAUCCUAAGCUUAAAUAG